Molecule: messenger RNA, 6166 nt
Organism: Siniperca chuatsi (mandarin fish)
Lineage: Eukaryota; Metazoa; Chordata; Actinopteri; Centrarchiformes; Sinipercidae
Gene: tent5d
Product: SH3 domain-containing protein C23A1.17
Exons: 3
Coding region: 916-4653 (1245 amino acids)
Biological process (GO): mRNA stabilization
Molecular function (GO): RNA binding; poly(A) RNA polymerase activity
Source: RefSeq, a predicted model, not a curated record
GGGGAGGGAGCAGCAUGGAUGACUCAUACUGUAUCUGCUGAUACUCUGAAUGGACACAUCACUAGAUAUAAAUGGGUGCGUGCGGGAGAGUAAAGAAUUGAAUGAGAGGUGUUUCAAAAAUGUUCUUCAAAACUAUCCGUUCAGCUGGCGGCUUAAUAGCAGGGUCCUCCGAGGUUGUCGCUAGCUGCAUAACCCAAACAUAGAAGUCUUGGCCUUAACCCAAACAUAGAAGUCUUGGCCUUAACCCCAGCACAGCCAUGGGGUAACAUUUGAGGUGGCACUGUGGUUUCAGUCCCUUAUAACUCCCCGUAUUUACAACCAGAACAGGCACACAAUAAAGUGCUUCUCCAUUCAGCCAGCUUACUUAGGGUAAUUACCCUGCGAGUUUGCUUUAGCUAAAGGUUCCUUCUCUCUGUUCUGAAUUUAGCUCGUAUUUUAAACUUUUAUUUUUAAGACGGACACACAUGGAGCUGGCACACAUAUUCGAAUUAUAUUACACCUGUUAACGCCCCCCGCGCCACCAGCACAACUCCACCAUCAUUGUUGUGACCGUAGACCGGUGUGUGUGCACACACAUACACACACACUUCCCAGUCAUAACUGAAUGACGGCAGGUCGCUAUGGAAACUGCGUUACGCUCCGGGCGGCCGGAGGAGAAAACAAGAGCGCGAGGACUCAUUUCAGUCUUCAUUUCAGCACCACGCGAGCUCCUGGACAGCGCCCGAAUUAACUCGCGCACCGAUUCUAGUCUCAUAUGCCUUAUAAGGGACAGAGCCGCAUCAGCACCAAGUCUAACCGGAGUGGGUAGGGGAAAACAAACCCACGUACAAGAGACAGAUACGCUCCGGACCCGAAGCUCGGUGGAUACUCAAGGUUUCCUUCUACUGUAAAGCCAGGAGCCAGUCGCUCCCUCAAAUGCCACAGCAACAGGGCAGCAGCAUGUCUGAAACCAAAUCCAGUCAGCGGUUCCACAGCCUGAAUGCUGAGCAGGUGGAAGUUCUCCAUCAGGUUUUGUCGGAAGUGGUUCCAAUCCACGGCCGCGGGAACUUUCCCACAUUGGAGCUGCGUCCUCGAGACAUCAUCAUAGCUGUGCGGGCUAGGCUGCAGAAGCAGGGAAUCACAGUAAGAGAUGUUCGUCUGAACGGCUCCACGGCCAGCCACGUCCUCGUCCGAGACAACGGAACAAGCUACAAGGACCUGGACAUCAUCUUUGGAGUGGAGUUGCCCAGUCAGGAGGAGUUCCAGGUGAUCAAAGAGUCAGUGCUGGGCUGCUUGCUGGACUGCCUACCUGCUGGGGUCAACAGAGAGCGGAUCAGCAGUGCUACAAUGAAGGAUGCCUACGUCCAGAAAAUGGUCAAGGUCUUCAAUGAACACGACCGCUGGAGCCUCAUCUCACUCUCAAACAACAGUGGCAAAAACCUGGAGCUCAAAUUUGUGAGCACACUGAGGCGGCAGUUUGAGUUUAGCGUUGACUCCUUCCAGAUCAUUCUGGAUCGUCUCCUGGAGUCCUACAUGCAGCAGGAGUCGCGGAAAAAUAAUACCGUUGAUCUUAAGGACCAGCCUGCAGAGAAUCAGAAUAAAGACUCUCCCUCUCUGCUCAAACAGGCCACUGCUCCAGAAACAGAGAAGUCCACUGGCAGAGACUUAUCCAGCAAUGAUGGGGCUCACAUCAGCCAGAUACAACAGAGAGAUGAGGUACAUCAAAAGGAGUCCCAGAUAGAAUUCUCACAACAAACUGAACAUUCAAACCAGACAAAACCCUCCAAAGUUGAAAAAGACAACAAAGAGAAAACACCAGCAGAGCUGAAAGAAGCAUCAGAACACAGAGAAAACGUCAAUGAGACAGACUUCUCUGACCAGACAUCUCUAAACCUUUUGUCAGAAAAGAAACAAACAUCUGAGAAAACUGAAUCACCAACUCAGAUUGAACUCAGACAUGAGCCAGAGCUCUCGGACAAGACCAAAUGCUCAACGAAGGUAGAACAGUCAGAGCAAACCCAGCCCUGUGAUGGCCAACAACCAGCACAUUCAAAUCACAAGGAACUCUCUGUCCAGAAAGAACAAUCUAACCACACGAAACCCCCUGAUGAACAGAAAGAACUCACAGAGCAGAAGGGACAGGCCGAGCCGCCAAAAACCUCAAACAAAACCAAGACAGAGUCUCUAAAUCUGGCAGAAGAAUGGCACAGUACAGACUUCUCUAAGUGUUUCAGUGAGGAUAAGAGAAGCAACGAGAAUGAUAAAACACAACAUGUGUCUGCUCCAGAGUCUAGCACAUCUUCACAUGCAAAGAUUGAGACACAGUUAGCAGAUGAAAGAAAAGUAGAAACAGAGACAAGAGAGGAAGCAGAGAGGGAAAAUGACACAGAAAUAAGUGAAAUGACGGAAGAGAUUUUAGCAUCAGAAGCAAAAAACCUAGAAGACACACAGGGUAUUGAUUGUUCCUCCUCCACCUCUUCCAUAUCUCUUACACUUCACGACACACAGCCUACUGGCACACAGGAUACACUGGAGAUGCACAGCACACUACACACAGAUAACGCACCUAACACACUUGAUGCCGUCAGCCCUCCGGAUACUCAGGAUAUUUUACCUGCACCACCCAGCCUUGUUUCUGACAAAAAGACCUCCUCGUCCCCCUCUUGUAAGGCCUCAGAUAGACUAUUUCACAUGGUGGUGCUCAAACACACCUCUCCCAAACCCCCUCGGAGGAUGUGUAGGAAGGUUACCCCCAAUCCUUACCCCAGUCCAGUCUCAGAAAGCGAACCUGUCAUAGCACUCUGUCUAGAUCCAAAUCCCUGCCCUAGCCCUGAACCUGAGAUAGCCUUUAACCAAAAGCCAACAGCUCCCAGUUCAGACCCUACAACUACCCCAACAACCAGUAUCUCUACUAAAACAAACCCUGGGCCUGAACCCAACCCUUCCAGUAACCUAGCUUCAAACCUAGACCUUACCUCAGCUCCUGAUCCAGCCCCUGAAAUAAUCUCCAUCUCUGCUGUGGAUCCCAUGCCUGCUUUACUUCAAGAGCCACUAUCCUCUGAGCAAAUCACAGAGAGUUCAUGUGAUACAAGUAUUCAGAGUCUAAAAGAAACACCAUCUACACAUGUGGCGUUUGAUAAGCAAAGUGAGUCCUCCCCUAGAGAAACUGUCCCUACACCCAAACAGUCAGAGCCUCUUGACUCAGUGGACACGUUAGUUUCACACACUGAUACGUCCGGCUCAAACACCCAAGAACCUGUACAUACCUCAGAAGUUGAGCUCAGUGAUGAAGAUGAAAACAGAGAACUACCGACCAAAAAGAUGGACUUGAAUCCGCCAAACGGCAGCCUACAAGAGACCGCACUUAGUUCACCCUCUUCUUCUCACUGUGUCACCCCUCCUGUUUCCUGUCUCACCACUCCCGUACUCAGUCUUUCCCCUCCCUGUUUUACUCCCUCACCCCCCAGCCUCAGCCCUCCCCCAUGUCUGACCCCACCCUCUCACUGCCUCCCAUCUCCGAUGCUGAGCACCAACAGCCCUGCUACCAGCUUUAGCUCUCCACCCCUGAGUUGCAGCCCUACCUCAUCCUGCCUCAGCUCACCUCCUUACCUUACCCCUCCUAUGCUUAGCCUCAGCCCUCCUCCACUCUGUUAUAGCCCCCCUUCCCCCUGCCUCAGCCCUCCCCUCCUCUGCCUCACUCCACCAGUGGAGUCAGAGGACCUUGUACCUCAGGUAUCUUCAGACAUGGAGCCUUUGAUACUGAACACAGACAGCGAGGAACAGAUUAAAGAGUCCUCCCCUCAGCCAGGAAUUCCUCUCCUACAGUUGGAGGAUAAAAAGGAACAAGAUUAUAUCUCAUCGUUGCCUCGGGUUGCAGAGCCUGUCUCUUUUCCAAUCACAAUCCCGAGCUCAACCUCACAUGUGCUGCCUCACUCUCAGUCUGGAGGCCCAGGGGAAUCUGCCCCUCCAAAAGCCGAUGAGGCAUCCAACUCUGUGCCUGAGAACAAAGAGGCCCCUAAGGUAACCACAGAAAUGCCUGAACAGAGCAACGCUCCACAGGCAUCUGGCUCGGUCCAUACUGUCGAGGUUCUGGCAGAGAGCAUGUAUGGUGACUUUGAGGCAGCCAUGGACCACCUGCGCUACCGCCUAAUCGCUACAAGGAAUCCUGAGGAGAUUCGAGGUGGUGGCUUGUUAAAAUACAGCAACCUGUUGGUCAGGGACUACCGACCGGCCAGCGAGACUCAGAUAAAGACACUGGAGCGCUACAUGUGCUCGCGCUUUUUCAUCGAUUUCCCUGAUGUGCAGGAGCAGCAGCGGAAGAUCCUGUCCUACUUGAAGAACCACUUUAUCGGCGAGGAGAGAAGCAAGUACCAGUACCUGAUGACGCUGCGUCGUGUGGUAGACGACAGCACAGUGUGUCUGAUGGGACAUGAGAGGCGUCAGACGCUGAACAUGAUCACAGUGCUAGCACUGAAGGUUCUAGGAGAGCAGAACAUUAUUCCCAACACAGACCAUGUGACAUGCUUCUACCAGCCUGCCCCAUACCUUGCCGAGCACAGUGCACCCUAUUUAGCAGAACCCAGCUACUGCAGCUACUACAUACCCCAAGGGGGAUCAACUCUGCUUUACCAACCGUAUCCCUUGCACCUGCACACACAGACUGGACUAGUCUAAAACACACACAAACACACACAUAAUUACACAAAACACACAGUCGAGCAAGGGAAAGGUGCUUGCCAUGAAGAAAGAGCUGAAGAAUGGAAAUAUAAUCCAGGGAUAAACUGUUUGGUCUAUAAUAGACCUAUGGGGGUGGGAUUGAGUGGGUUUUUACAGUAAACUCCCUGAGUACUCUGUAAGGUUCUAACAUGAUUAUAUGUAAUUAUCCGGGCUUUGUGGGAAAAUAAUAAUUCUUCCGAUAUUGUUAAAAUUCCAGAAAAUGCUGUAUGCACUGCAUGAGUCAUAGCCCUUUGGUCUCCCUGGGGAACCAACUGUGCUGUUGACAUUCACACACAUGCACGGACACACACACACACACACACACAAAACACACACUUCCAGGUUCUUGAAUUCUUGUACACUCUUUUCAUGUUCUUACUGUGUUGUUCUUAAUGGGUUUGUUCAGAAUGUGGACCUUGCCUGUGGUUGAUAUUGUGCAUGGAUAAAUUAGGACUGUUCUCUCACUGCCAAAUACUGUGUGACUACUAUGCUUCUUGAACAGUUUAAUGUAUCUUUGUUAAUCCUUUACUGAAGGGGUGUAUUCUAAAAAAUACUGAGGGACAAGUCUACCAGUGUGUACAGUACUUUCAUCCGAACACAGACAUGCAUGCACCACACAUACACACAAAGAUGUACACACAUACAUACACGCAAACAUGCAUACAGUAUACUGUAUGCACACAAAGUUAGACUGCAUGAGUAGCUAAAUAUAUAGACAUCACAUCAAAGCAAAGGCUUUUAAUUUAAUAAAAAUUGAUCUAUUUUUGCAAGACUUUCCAAGAUAAUCCUCAGUGGUAAACAGACUGGUUAGUUCCUACAGAAAAAUGCCAACAACCAUGCCUUUGCAAUAGGCUGUACAGCGUAUUGAUUACAGUUUAUCGUGUGCGGACACACUGCAUUGUUUUCAGGUAAAUUGUGUUAAGAUGUAGUGCUUGAUUCCUUUUCCUUGUGGAGUCCUUUCUGUAAUCAUGUGAAGUACUGUACCAUCUAGUGUUGAUUUAUUUAAUGCUAAAGUUUACUCUGUGGAGGUGGUCAGGUUAUAACCAUCUUUGGGUCAUCUCUAAACAUGGCAGAUGCAGAUCUGUGUAAACCGAAGGAAUUACAUUCAAAGUUGUGUGACUCCUCUCAGCAUGAAUCAGCAUCCUCUAAUUCACAGAUCAACAUGAAACAAGUUCAAAUCCACCUCAAACCUGUCUGAAUAUAAGUUCAAAGAUGUCCAACAGCAACUAUGACCAAAGAUGGUUUGGUUGGGAAAUCAAGUGCCUAAAUGUGAGACAUCAUUGGCAUGUCUUUAUCUCACUGCACUGGGGGUGUUAAUGGGGUGGGCCAGGGGCUGGGUUGGGUGUGUGUUCAGUUGUUGACCCCUGUUAUUGCUGCCUGUUUUGAUGUCUUCUUUAAUGUAGUCCUUUGUUGUAGUUUAUUCAUGUACAUUUUGAUAAAAAAAAUAAAGGGGAAACUCAACAAACCUUAA